UCAUACUUUUUAUUAUUAAAGAAUGUUAACUUCCUCUUUUAGCAUGGCCCCUCUGCCAUCACAUAUGAAGACCAUCCUUUGCUGGGGAGAAUCUCUCCCUCUUUGCCAGGAUCCUUUUUUUUUUGGCAAUUUCUCCUAGUUAUUAGUUUAUGCAAACUCAGGGGUUCAAAAUGAUUUCAAGGGAAGCAUGUUGCCAAAAUAACCAUGAUGUUCCUUCCCAAGCUACAAAUAAGUCAUUGAUUAGCCCACUGGUAUGCCUUACCUCAAUAAACAAGGGCCAGUUGUAUUCUGCCCUGGAUCCUGUAUAAUGAACUUCUUCUUCUCCAUAGCUCACAGGAGGCAGCAAAGGCUGAGGAUCUUCAUGCUUCUUCCCUGGCUCCCCUAGAAUGGAUGUGUGUGGCUGGAAAGAAAUGGAGGUUGCGCUGGUCAAUUUUGAUAACUCAGAUGAAAUCCAAGAAGAGCCAGGCUAUGCCACAGACUUCGACUCAACCAGCCCAAAAGGCCGGCCUGGGGGCAGCUCCUUCUCCAACUGGAAGAUCCUCAUCAGCGACAGCACCAACCAUGAGACGGCCUUCUCCAAGCUUCCGGGAGACUAUGCUGACCCCCCAGGGCCUGAGCCAGUGGUCCUGAAUGAAGGAAACCAGCGGGUGAUCAUUAACAUUGCUGGGCUGAGAUUUGAGACCCAGCUCAGAACCCUCAGUCAAUUCCCAGAGACUCUCCUGGGAGACCGGGAGAAAAGGAUGCAGUUCUUUGACUCCAUGAGAAAUGAGUAUUUCUUUGAUCGGAACCGGCCCAGUUUUGAUGGAAUCCUAUAUUAUUACCAAUCUGGUGGGAAAAUUCGGCGCCCAGCCAAUGUUCCUAUUGAUAUCUUUGCUGAUGAAAUCUCUUUCUAUGAGCUGGGUAGUGAGGCCAUGGACCAGUUCCGGGAGGAUGAAGGCUUCAUCAAAGACCCUGAAACACUGCUACCCACCAAUGACAUCCACCGUCAGUUCUGGCUCCUCUUUGAAUACCCUGAGAGCUCCAGUGCUGCCCGUAGUGUGGCCGUGGUCUCAGUGUUGGUUGUGGUCAUCUCCAUCACCAUCUUCUGCCUGGAGACACUGCCAGAGUUCCGGGAGGAUAGGGAGCUGAAGGUGGUCAGAGAACCCAAUCUCAACAUGAGCAAGACAGUCCUCUCCCAGACCAUGUUCACUGACCCUUUCUUCAUGGUGGAGUCUACCUGCAUCAUGUGGUUCACCUUUGAGCUGGUGCUCCGGUUUGUGGUCUGCCCCAGCAAGACUGACUUCUUCAGGAACAUCAUGAACAUCAUUGACAUUAUUUCCAUUAUCCCCUACUUUGCAACUGUCAUCACAGAGCUUGCCCAGGAGACAGAGCCGAGUGCCCAACAGAACAUGUCCCUGGCCAUCCUGAGGAUCAUCCGCCUGGUGAGGGUCUUCCGCAUCUUCAAGCUCUCCCGCCACUCCAAGGGGCUGCAGAUCCUCGGGCAAACGCUGAAGGCGUCCAUGCGGGAGUUGGGGUUGCUCAUCUUCUUCCUCUUCAUUGGAGUCAUCCUCUUCUCCAGCGCAGUCUACUUUGCUGAGGUGGAUGAGCCAGAGUCCCAUUUCUCUAGCAUUCCUGAUGGCUUCUGGUGGGCAGUAGUCACCAUGACAACUGUAGGUUAUGGGGACAUGUGCCCGACCACCCCAGGGGGGAAGAUUGUGGGCACUCUGUGCGCCAUUGCAGGGGUCCUCACCAUUGCCCUCCCUGUGCCUGUCAUUGUCUCCAACUUCAAUUACUUCUACCAUCGGGAGACUGAGAAUGAGGAAAAGCAGAACAUCCCAAGUGAAAUUGAAAGAAUCCUCAACGGUGUAGGCUCAAGAAUGGGCAGCACAGACUCUCUUAGUAAGACCAAUGGUGGCUGUUCCACAGAGAAGUCCAGGAAGUGAUCAGUCCAGGGCUUCUUGGGUCCAUCCUGUCUCUCUUCUCUCUUCUCUCUCCCUCACUUUUUCCCCUCUUCUUUCUCUCCCUUCCUUCUGCCUUC
Molecule: messenger RNA, 2017 nt
Organism: Macaca mulatta (Rhesus monkey)
Lineage: Eukaryota; Metazoa; Chordata; Mammalia; Primates; Cercopithecidae
Gene: KCNA10
Product: potassium voltage-gated channel subfamily A member 10
Biological process (GO): potassium ion transmembrane transport; protein homooligomerization; action potential
Cellular component (GO): voltage-gated potassium channel complex; membrane
Molecular function (GO): protein binding; delayed rectifier potassium channel activity
Source: RefSeq, a predicted model, not a curated record